Molecule: messenger RNA, 3187 nt
Organism: Lytechinus variegatus (green sea urchin)
Lineage: Eukaryota; Metazoa; Echinodermata; Echinoidea; Temnopleuroida; Toxopneustidae
Product: prokineticin receptor 2-like
Exons: 1
Coding region: 23-742 (239 amino acids)
Biological process (GO): neuropeptide signaling pathway
Cellular component (GO): membrane
Molecular function (GO): neuropeptide receptor activity
Source: RefSeq, a predicted model, not a curated record
CCAUGGUAUUUUUAACCCUCUAAUGCCUCGGAUGAAGAAAGCGACAUUGGUGGUGAUCGUCAUUGCUACCUGGCUUGCAUCGCUUCUCGUCGCCACACCCACCGCCCUCUACACCAGAGUCUACAACGGAACGUGCAACGGUAGGGAAUUCCGCUUCUGCGCCGAAUACUGGCACGACGUCCGAGCCUCGAAGAUCUACGUCGUUCUACUCUCACUAGUGGAGUUCUUAGUGCCCAUGCUGAUCAUGGGCUGCAUCUAUCUGAGCAUCGCCACCAAGCUUUGGCUUCACCGCCAUCCUCCCGGCCACAUGACGGCCCGCCACCGAGAGAUCACCUUGGUCCGCAAGCAGAAGACGAUCCCGAUGCUUGUGGCAGUUGUGGUAGCCUUCUGCUUUUGCUGGGCUCCCUACUACGCCUACAACAUUGUCGUCGUAUUCCUGUACGAGGUGAUAGAGAGACAGCCCUACUACCUUACCCUCAUGUACGCCGUUGAAGGUCUGGCCAUGCUCAAUGCCGUCGUCAGUACCAUCAUUUACUUUGGCCUGAGCCCUGUAUUCCGCAAGGAGCUUGUGAACUUGUUUGGAAAAGCCUUUGUCUGUUGCAAGUUGCCAUCCAUCGGCGUCUCCCAGACUCGGACGUCACACAGAUCCAAUGGCAGUCAGUCCUCCAAUGUCCCGAGACUCAAUGGCUACAUCAAUGGGACAAGGAAACCUACCGUUGAGACCGUAGACACACGGAUAUGACUGCGUCAGAGGCCAAUCGUUAUUCGCAAAAUGGAUCAUGUGUGAAGUUGUGAAGACGUCAGAUGAUCCUAAAGGGGAGCCUCUAACGAAAGAGUUUAGAGGGCACUCAGUAUUGCUAAACUCUUGUUGAUAUCACUGUGAUUUUUGUCAUGCACUUGUAAAUGAAGAAUUCAAAGACAACAUUAUCAAUCUUUAGCGUCAAGUACCUAACUUAACACACGUCGAACGAACUGUGAAUUCUCAGAAUUUAAUUGUAACAGCCAACUUCUGGAAUUCUAUUUUGUGUACUUUCAUUGAAACAGUGUUUUCUUGUCAUAGCAAGUGCAAAAUCGGAAAUGAUUGUUUUAUUAUCAUCAUCAUGUUGAUGAAAACUGAACUUUAAUAUAAGUAAUAACGAUUUAUGCCAAUCUGAAAAGAGCUUUUUUUUACAUUAAUGUCUUGAUUUUAUGAAAGCUAAUAAUUCAGUAUGUUAUGCAAACGCUUGUCCUUUUGAAAGGACUUAGAUUUAUGUCUUCAAAAUAUUUUUAUUUGAUUUAUUUGACAAGAGAAAGGUUGGAAAGAGAUCUUUUGUGUAUAGUAUUCAACGUACGGGUUGACAGAACUGUGUGAAUGAAAGUCUACUUUAUUUUCUUAGCUUCAAACAAAUCUUUAGAUUUAAUGGAAUCUUUGCGUGCCUUCAGUGGAGUUUGUCUUAUUUCAAGCAAGAAAAAACUGAUUGUAAAUAUGAGAACAUGGGUCUAUUUUUCGUCUUUUGUAAAUAUAUAUUUAACUCUUUAUUCGAAUAUCGAUAAAUGAUACAAACACGUGUUGCAUUGUAUUUUUGCAUCGUGGGCUAUGAGAAUUGUAUAAUGCGCAUAUACUUCAACGAUUGAUCAGUGUUAAGAAAUGUUGUAAAGUUAUGUAUUAUUGUCUUUUAAGUGGUGAUAUGGGUCUAUAUCUCGGCCCUCUGUGCACCAUUUCGGCCAAUCUCAGUCAGAGUUGCCUCUCUUAUAUCGACCUUUAGAUCUGAUAAGGGAAAUAUGGCUUCAUGUGAAAUGAUUAUUCAAUGGUUGGAAACCGGUCGUUCGUUAUCACUGGUAUGUGAUGAUAUAUAUUUUUUCUUAACAAAACGGAUCAACUUCAUUCAUAUUUACUUGUACUAUAGAGGCCAUAUUAACAGGUGUUUUUUUUUUAGCUCCUUUGAGCAGAUUUCUUCCCUCAAAUUUCGCAAUCAAUUUACCAUACAACCUCAAUGUAAAAUUGAAUAUAAAAUGUCUACUUGUUUUGAUCAUUCUAAAUGUUAAACAGGAAUGGGUUGAACUUUAACAAUCAUCAUGCAAAUAUUGAAUGUCUUGUUACUUCAACCAUAAUGCAUAUCACCUUAUCACCUUGGUCGUACAUGUGGGCUAUUUACUUACUGCUGUUUAUAUUCAUGAUAUUUGCAAUUGGUAUUCAAGAAAUUAGGGUAAUGUUAUAUGUAUUUUUUUAAUUUAAGUUACAAGCAAAAACAUUUACGUCAUUUUCGUUAAAUUUUGAGCAAUAUUUCGUUUCAGGCAUACGAAUUUAAUUUUUCAUACAUGUAGGUAUACCAUGUGGGAAAAUCAACGCAACGGUAGACAUUGUCUUGUGUGGACUUGUAUGUAAAUGGAAAUGUUGAAACAGUUUACACUGGCUUCAAUGAAAGCACAAAGAAAAAUAACCCACUGGCAGUUCAUUUAUUUUUAAUGAGUUUCCGUUGCCAGAAAAGGGUUGCCUGAAUCUGGAUAGCAUCCUUCAUUACAGUAAGGAGCUUUCGCUCCGCGAUGUAUGGACGAUUCAAGACAGAGAACUUUUAUUGCCAAAUGUGCGUCAUGACAAAGACCAACCAAGAAGUCUUUGUCGAAAAUUGAUGAACCAAAGCAACAAUUUAGUCCUUCAAUCUGGGAAAACGAUAUGUCUGCAAUUUUUCGUCCGCUCUUAAACUUGGGACGAAACUGCUGUCUCGGUUCACUAAGCUAUGAAAAAUACCUUAGAGCUGUCAUUAUCACUUGGUGGGCAUUUUCAAUAGAUUUACUCUGUUCCUGUAUCGUCCGUACCUAACGUAGUAAAAGCUUCCUCGUGAUAUGGGAACCAAACGAACAUGCACGCCUCACUCAUUGCUGGCAACAGCCACGCCCUGUUCACCAUGUUCAGACCUAGUUUCGUAUGGAUAAUGUCAAGAAAAACAUUCAAACGAAGUGUGUUGGCGCUCGCCCGUGCGGAUGCGCAAUAUGCGAUUAGGUUUGCUAUCUAAUUUGAUUUAUUUAUCUGAGCAACAGUCGUGAAGUUCCUCGUCAUGUUUCUGAAAUUCCUUUUGAAUCUCAAAUAAUUUUUGCCAUUGUAAAAAAAAAUUAUUAAUUAAAUAGAGUACCGAAGCGAUGACGUCAGUUGCCAUGGUGUCAUGGCGGCUGAAUGAAAGCGUGUGUUUUUCAUAGGAGAAAAUGGCUG